AUGAACGCUGGAGUUGCUGAAUCUACUAUUGAGCGUGCCAUUUCUGGAAUCUGCGAACUGGAUUCAGUCUCCCAGUCAAAGGACAUAGAGGACGCCAUUCAUUAUCAUAGAAAUGCGGGAUAUACUCAAGAAAAAGAAAAUAUUCAGUCGCUUCCAUUACGCUCAUAUCUAGAUAUUUCCGUUGUUCCUAUUCUCAUUGAAGGGCUCAAAGUUGUUGCAAAAGAGAGGCCACCCAACCCCACAGAAUUUCUUGGAAUCUAUCUACUGAAGAAUGGUAGAAAAUAA
This is a messenger RNA of Batrachochytrium dendrobatidis JAM81, 285 nucleotides long. RefSeq lists its product as uncharacterized. Bases 1 to 285 code for a protein of 94 amino acids. The transcript is spliced from 4 exons. Lineage: Eukaryota; Fungi; Chytridiomycota; Chytridiomycetes; Rhizophydiales. The record is from RefSeq and is a predicted model, not a curated record.